Messenger RNA from Trichoderma breve, 1425 nucleotides. RefSeq names its product NOT2 / NOT3 / NOT5 family domain-containing protein. Lineage: Eukaryota; Fungi; Ascomycota; Sordariomycetes; Hypocreales; Hypocreaceae. The record is from RefSeq and is a predicted model, not a curated record. Gene Ontology annotation, cellular component: CCR4-NOT core complex; P-body. Gene Ontology annotation, biological process: regulation of DNA-templated transcription; nuclear-transcribed mRNA poly(A) tail shortening. The transcript has 9 exons. Bases 1 to 1425 code for a protein of 474 amino acids.
AUGAAUCGACCAGGAGCGGUGCCGCAGUCCCUACGGGGGAUGCCAAGCGCCUUUGGAAACCAGCAGCAACCACAGCAAGGCCGGUCGGUGUCAACUCGGUUACCAAAUGGUAAAUUAGCAAACAAUGCUUCAGGCUGGGCAUUCAACGCAGCUGUGCCCAUGGGAGGCGCGGCAUUCCAAAACCAAGCUCGCCAGCUGGGCGGCAACGUCAGCUUUGCGCAGAGCUUGAGCGGGUCACAACCUGCAACGCCGCUCGACCUGUCGGAAUUCCCGUCUCUAUCGAACAACUCCCAGCUUCCCAGCACGACUCAAGGAUCUAUGUGGUCUACGGCGGGCUCUAGAACCAUCAGCGGGCCAAUCCAGCGGAAUCAACCUGCGCCGGGGCCUUCCCAACAGGGUGGACAGGAUGAUCUCUUUGGACCUCCGUCCUCGCGGAUGCAGUCAAAUCAGGGUCCUUUUCGAUUCGGAGCCCAGCCAACGCAAGUCCAGCCGAACAGCGUCGAUGACUUCCCUCCGUUAAAUCGGUCAUCCAAUGGCGAGAUAGGCUCAGAGCGGCCGAUGCCAAACAACGGGGGGAACGGCUUGCUGAACGCUCUCACAGCGACAAACCGAGCAAACGAAGUGCGAUCACCACCUGCUAUCGGCACACCAAACGGCCCUGGUAGACAGCAGCAGCAACAACCGCAACAGCAGCAGCAUGAUGGCAAGCAGAAAUCGACCGUGUUUCGAGAAGACGAUUCGGGCAAAGCAUCAGAAGUGGCCUCGCCAUCUGCUGAAGGACGAGGAUCUCUUGGUGUCAUUGGAAGCGAAGGUCCGAAUGGAAGACCAACCGAGCGCAAAGAUAGCCAGGCUGCGGAGGUUGUAGACCCUUUGGCAGGCAUGUCUGCGGUUGAUAAAUGGGGCAUCAAGGGGCUUAGGACGCUGAUGAACAACUAUCCCGACUACCAUGCUAUGAUCAUAGGAAUGGAUCCCAACACCAUCGGUCUCGAUUUAAGUUCCCCAGAGCUGAUCUCAACCCAAAUGUACUCAUUACUGGACGAUACUCCUCCGAAGCCUACGGUGAACACGAGCAAAUUCAGAUUGCCUGACUGCUACAGCGUGACGAAUGUGCAGCCGAUAGACACCAAGAUACAAAGUUUCAACGAAGAAACGUUGUUUUGGAUCUUUUAUAGCUGUCCUUUGGAUGCCAAGCAGCAGAUGGCCGCAGUAGAACUCCACUCUCGGAACUGGCGAUGGCAUAAAAAACUGCAAGUCUGGCUAACAAAGGACGAGCACAUGACUCCUCAGAUCUUGAGUCCGAAUCACGAGCGAGGAUACUAUAUCGUCUGGGAUACGGUCACCUGGCGUAAAGAUCGCCGAGAGUUCACUUUGCACUAUGGAGAUUUGGAUACGUCUCUGGGACAGCCACCGCCGGUUCUGUCAUAA